AUGUCGGAGCGCAGCAACGUCUCAGCCUCUGGCCCCAGAGCCAAUCCUCUCUACGGCGGACCAGCUAACCCCAGCGCGGGAAACCGAACCCCUUCAUGGGCGCGUAAAUCCGGCGUAGGCGGUGCCCGGCCGUCGUUCAGCGAUGCCGCCUCUUCCCCCCCUGAUUCCCCCGCGCGCUCCGCCCGAAGCAACAACGGCCCAUCCUACUACGCUCCGCACUACGAGCACCCCGGCUACACCGUCGAAACGCCCGGCGCUAACGACGCUAUGCUGGGGCAAUCCCCGUUCCGCGCGCCCCGUUACUACGUGCAGACGCCCGCGCACUCCGAGCGCCCCGGCUCCCCCAUGUCGUCAGUCCCCGACUCCCCCGCGCACACCAUGUCGUACGAUAUGCGCAGUGUGCGGUCCGGGAAGCCAGGCUCGUCGCGCGUCUACGGCGCGCCGGCUCGUCCGGCCGCGGCGCCGCUUGCGUCGCGGAUCAACGAGGAGGGCGACGAGGAGGAGCAGCUGUACGAGCCGCCGGCGAAGGAGGCGUCGGGAGGGCGGUCGAAGCGGAGCAAGCGGUUCUGGACGAUCUGCAUUGUGGUGGGGAUCCUGGCGCUCGUCCUUGCGGCCGUUGCGACGGGCAUCGCGCUUUACUACGUGUUCCAGCCUGAUGCUCCCACGUACACCUUCGAUUAUGCGACGCUCAACGAGUUCCAGAUUGUGAACAAGCUCGCUGACGGAACCGGCUUGCCGACAGACCAGCUUUUCGCCAACGUUACUUUCGUAUUUUCUGCGAUCAACCCGAACGGAAAGUACACGCUACAGGGCGAUGGUGGUCUGCUGCAAGUCGGCUACAGCUCCAUUCCUACCCUCAUGCAAGGAGGGGUCCCCUAUUUCGCCCUCAGCUCUAAGAACUUCACCAACUUCACUACUCCCCGUGACCGCGUCUGUCCUUUCGCGCCCCGUGUUUCCCGCCGUGCCUGCGUGUGUUCCGCAGUGAGCCCGCGAGUGCUCGUUCUUGCUCCAGAUGAGGACGUGGCGACGCGCAUAUUCCUCGAGUCGCAGGCGGGGCCGAACGUGGGCGUGUGCGUGCUCUCCGCCAACGGCUCUAUUUCCAGCGCCACGCUGCGCGACCCUUCUGGCGGCGCCAACACCACCAUUCACGAGGGUCGCUUUGAGCUGCUGAACAUGUCGGGCUCGUUUCUGCCGCACGACCCAGCGGACCCCGAUGGGCGAAUGGGCGGGCUGAGCGUGAGCCUCGUCAGCUCCAACGGCCGCGUCGUGGGUGGCGGCGUGGCGGGCCGCCUCGUUGCUGCCACGCCCGUGCAGGUCAUACUGGCCACGUUUCUGCACGACCCCAGCAAUCUGGCCACGCCUGGGUCAAGGCCAGCUGCUGGGAAGUAA
This is a messenger RNA of Closterium sp. Naga37s-1, 1389 nucleotides long. Lineage: Eukaryota; Viridiplantae; Streptophyta; Zygnematophyceae; Desmidiales; Closteriaceae. The record is from the annotation of a GenBank genome assembly.